Messenger RNA from Amblyraja radiata (thorny skate), 3293 nucleotides. Its product is annotated as leucine-rich repeat-containing protein 15-like. The transcript has 5 exons. The record is from RefSeq and is a predicted model, not a curated record. NCBI's taxonomy places the organism in Eukaryota, Metazoa, Chordata, Chondrichthyes, Rajiformes, Rajidae. Gene Ontology annotation, molecular function: protein binding.
AUGAGCAUCAUAAAAACCAAUGUUUCCUCACUCAGGGCUGGCGUAUUCAAGGAUUAUCCAAUGUCACUGAACAGGUUGGACUUUGAUAACAAUUUGUUAAGUACGAUAGAAAUUGGAGCUCUGGAUGGAUUGACAAAUCUGACAGUCCUUGACAUUGCCAGCAACCCACUGGAAACACUGGAUGUUGGGGUCUUUGACAACCUUCCACAGCCAACGAAUCUUUACCUCACCACAAACAAGAUCGAGAAACUAGAAAAAGGAUUAUUUGAUAAACUUUUCAAAUUAGUGGAAUUGCGGUUGUUUGGAAACAGAAGGGAGUUGCCGGAUGGAAUAUUUGACAAGCUUACACAGCUGCAGAAACUUCACCUGGAGCUGUCUUUGGUAAAGAAUAAAAUUUCACAUCUCCCAUUUGACAUUUUUUCAAAGCUUAACAAGUUAGAAAAGUUGUACGUGGGAAAUAACGUCAUCACAGAAGUUCCUGAGCAGCUGUUGACCAAUUUGACAAAGCUAACUCGCCUGAGACUAGAGUCCAACUUGCUCUCAAAUCUUCCUGGCAAUUUAUUUGCAUCAACGCCAGCCCUCAAAGAACUUUGUUUGACUGAAAACCAAUUGCUUGCUCUUGCUGAUGAUGUCUUCAGUAAAGUGCCCAUCCUGACGAAGCUGGAACUGAACAAGAACCAGAUCACGUUUAUUGGAAAGAAACUUUUCCGUGGCCUCACACAUUUGAGCGAACUUAAUCUCCAAGGAAACAAAAUCAGUGUGCUGCACAGUGAAGCUUUUAAAGAUUUAUCUAAAUUGAAGAAGCUGAAUCUUGCUAAUAACCUUUUGUCUAAUAUACCUAAUGGAGUCUUUGACAAUUUGACAUCGCUGUCUCCCUCUGGUCUCAAUCUGCUGAAUAAUCAUCUUGUUUGUGACUGUCAGUUGAAAUAUCUCAGAGAUUGGAUCAAACGGAACGUACGCAAGGUGAAGUCAGCCAACAAGUUGCUGUGUCACAGUGCUGCUCAUGUCAACAUGAUGGUUAUUGAUGCAAGCGAUGAUGACCUGAACUAUGUGAUGACAACAGCCUCAACCACCACUCCACACGUUCCCACACCGACAAGGAUAAUGUCUUCCAAAUAUGUGCUGUGUGUUAUAGUUUUAACACUGCUCUGUGUCUGUGGACAUUGCUCUCUGGAUUGUGGGUUCCAUUCUGAGGUCUUCGUGUGUAAUGGAGAAUCCAUGAUAGAGAUGCCAGCCCACAUCCCGUCUAACACAACGGAAAUGAACAUCAUGAAAACCAAAGUUUCCACACUCAGGGCUGGCGUAUUGAAGGAUUAUCCAAUGUCACUGAACAGGAUGGACUAUGAUAACAAUUUGUUAAGUACGAUAGAAAUUGGAUCUCUGGAUGGAUUGGCAAAUCUGACUGUCCUUGACAUUGCCAGCAACCCACUGGAAACACUGGAAGUUGGUAUCUUUGAGAACCUUCCACAGCUGACGGAUCUUUACCUCACCAGAAACAAGAUCGAGAAACUAGAAAAGGGAUUAUUUGAUAAACUUACCAAAUUAGUGCAAUUGCGUUUGCUUGGAAACGGAAUAAGGGAGUUGCUGGAUGGAAUAUUUGAUGAGCUUACACAGCUGCAGAACCUUCACCUGGGUACAAACAAGAUCCAGCAUCUAUCACCACAAACAUUUCACAAACUUGCUCAACUCCAGAUUCUCAAACUUUCCUAAAUUAAGAUCACUGAUCUCCCAGUGGGUAUUUUUGACAAUCUCCUAGAAUUAACUGAGCUGUCUUUGGCAAAGAAUAAAAUUUCACAUCUCCCAUUUGACAUUUUUUCAAAGCUUAACAAUUUAGAAAAGUUGUACGUGGGAAAUAACGUCAUCACAGAAGUUCCUGAGCAGCUGUUGACCAAUUUGACAAAGCUAACUCGCCUGAGACUAGAGUCCAACUUGCUCUCAAAUCUUCCUGGCAAUUUAUUUGCAUCAACGCCAGCCCUCAAAGAACUUUGUUUGACUGAAAACCAAUUGCUUUCUCUUGCUGACGACAUCUUCAGUAAAGUGCCCGUCCUGACGAACCUGGAACUGAACAAGAAUCAGAUCACGUUUAUUGGAAAGAAACUUUUCCGUGGCCUCACACAUUUGCGUGAACUUAAUCUCGAGGGAAACAAUAUCAGUGUACUGCACAGUGAAGCUUUUAAAGAUUUAUAUAAAUUGAAUCUUGCUAAUAACCUUUUGUCUAAUAUACCUAAUGGAGUCUUUGACAAUUUGACAUUGCUGUCUCCCUCUGGACUCAAUCUGCUGAAUAAUCAUCUUGUUUGUGACUGUCAGUUGAAAUAUCUCAGAGAUUGGAUCAAACGGAACGUACGCAAGGUGAAGUCAGCCAGCAAGUUGCUGUAUCAUAGUGCUGCUCAUGUCAACAUGAUAGUUAUUGAUGCAAGCGAUGAUGACCUGAACUGUGUGAUGACAACAGCCUCAACCACCACUCCACACGUUCCCACACCGACAACUCAAUUGUCAACAGAACCACCUCGAGAACCGACCACCACACAAGUCUCAACGUCUGUAGUGACGACUGCACUAACCACCCACAGUACCACACAACCCACCACCACACCUGUAGUGACGACUGUAUUAACCACCACCCAACCCACCACCACACCUGUUACGACUGUACUAACUACCACAACCCACCACCACACCUGUAGUGACGACUGUACUAACUACCACACAACCCACCACCACACCUGUAGUGACGACUGUACUAACUACCACAACCCACCACACCUGUUACGACCGUACUAACUACCACACAACCCACCACCACACCUGUUACGACUGUACUAACUACCACACAACCAACCACCACACCUGCGAUGACUGUACUAACCACCCACACUACCACACAACCCACCACACCUGUAGUAACUACUGUAUUAACCACUACACAACCCACCGCACCUGUAGUGACAACUGUAUCAACCACCCGUAGUACUACACAACCCACCACACCUGUGACGACUGCACUAACUACCACACAACCCACCACCACACAUGUGACGACUGUACCAACCACCCGUAGUACUACCCAACCCACCACCACACCUGUAGUAACGACUGUACUAACUAUUACACAACCCACCAUCCCACCUGUUACGACUGUACUAACCACUACACAACCCACCACCACACAUGUGACGACUGUACUACCAUUACACAACCCACCACACCUGUGACUGUAUUAACCACUACACAACCCACCACCACACCUGUGACAACUGUACUAACCACCCCAACUACCCCAGAACCAACGAGCA